Molecule: messenger RNA, 822 nt
Organism: Dentiscutata heterogama
Lineage: Eukaryota; Fungi; Glomeromycota; Glomeromycetes; Diversisporales; Gigasporaceae
Source: the annotation of a GenBank genome assembly
AUGACAGAAGAUUGGAAACAAAAAUUCAUUGAUCUGUGUAGUAAAUCCACACAACGUGAAGAAGUUAUAAACAAUCUUCAGCAGGAAAAUAACAAAUCUAGGGAUUUAAUCAAUGAACUCAGCGCAGAACUUGCCAGCACCAGAAGGCAAUUAGGAGAACUACAAGGACAACGUCGAAAACAGCAAGAACAGCAAAAUAGUGAAAUAUCACGCGAAUUAGCAAAUACUAGAAAAGAAUUGGUGGAUUUAAAACUCGAAUUUUCUAAAAAAGAAACAGAGGUUGAAGAAAAAAUUCAAGAAAAUCAAAAUAUGAAGAAAGAGAUGGAAACAAACAAAAAUAGCAUAAAAACAUUAAAAAAUAAAAUAAAUUUAUUACAAGACGAGUGUACAGCAUAUAGGAUUCACGGUCGAGCUACAUUAGCCGGUAAAACCAUUAAACGAACAGAAUCGAUGGAUGAGCAGAUAAGAACGUUGAGUGAUGAAAACGAAUCCUUAAAAAAGAAAUUUGACCUUCAAGAAGAUCUUCACAGACAACAUAUAAAGAUUAUGAAUGAAAGAAUAGAACAAUCAGAGGCUGUAAAAAAUCUUUUGAUGAAUCUUCAAGGCAAGACUGAAGCUGAUGUGAAAGUGAUGUUGGAUGAGCAAGAACAAAAGCAAGAUCAACAUUCUUUUGAAAGUCACGAUAGCAUCAGCAACGUUAGUAAUGCAGCAGUGAACCAAACAACUUCAAAAAGUAGUAACGGAAGUGUUUCCAAGUUGUCAGCACCACCUAUCAAUAUAUUUUCACCUGCAACCACUGCUAAUGCAUUUAAAAUAUUCUGA